This is a messenger RNA of Camelus dromedarius (Arabian camel), 1535 nucleotides long. It is a transcript of the gene SLC66A1, whose product is annotated as solute carrier family 66 member 1. The transcript is spliced from 9 exons. The record is from RefSeq and is a predicted model, not a curated record. Gene Ontology annotation, molecular function: L-lysine transmembrane transporter activity. The coding region runs from base 242 to 1117 and encodes 291 amino acids. Lineage: Eukaryota; Metazoa; Chordata; Mammalia; Artiodactyla; Camelidae. Gene Ontology annotation, cellular component: lysosomal membrane.
GCUCCGGGGCGGGGCCGAGCGGGGCUUCGGGUCAGCUGACUCAGACCCGAGGGACAGAACUCAGAAGCCGGGCGGUGCGGCGGAUCUUGAGGCGGCCCGUGCUGGGCUGAGUCACUCAGAGGGUGUUGAGACCAAGGAGCUGGAGGACCGCCGCCCCAAGCCGGGACGCUCCUCCCCUCAGAGCCCUCGCCUGCCUCGGCACACCGGUACCCUCUCUCCCUCCCUCCCUUCCUCUGCAACUAUGGUCUGGAAGAAACUGGGCUCCGGCAACUUCUCCAACUGCCCCAACGGCUCCCGCCAGUGGAUAUGGGACGUGUUUGGCGAGUGUGCCCAGGACGGCUGGGACGAGGCCAGUGUGGGCCUGGGCUUGAUCUCCAUUCUCUGCUUCGCUGCAUCCACCUUCCCCCAGUAUAUCAAGGCCUGCAAGACGGGCAACAUGGACCAGGCCCUGUCCCUGUGGUUCCUCCUGGGCUGGAUCGGUGGAGACUCCUGCAAUCUCAUUGGCUCCUUCCUGGCUGACCAGCUGCCCCUGCAGACCUACACAGCCUUGUAUUACGUCCUGGCCGACCUGCUGAUGCUGUCCCUGUACUUCCAUUACAAGUUCAAGAAACGCCCCUCUCCGUGGUCUGCCCCCAUCAAUUCUGUGCUCUUGUUCAUCUUGGGGGUGGCUUGUGCCACCCCACUGCUGAGCAGCACCAGCUCUGUGGCUGCCCCGAGGGAGGUCUUCCGGGGACGGACGCUCCUGUCCGUGGAACCGGGCAAUAAGCCCUUCACGAAGCAAGAGGUCAUCGGCUUUGUCAUCGGCUCCAUCUCCAGCGUGCUGUACCUGUUCUCCCGGCUGCCUCAGAUCCGCACCAACUUCCUUCGGAAGUCGACCCAGGGGAUCUCCUACUCGCUGUUCGCCCUGGUGAUGCUGGGGAACACGCUGUACGGGCUGAGCGUGCUGCUAAAGAACCCCGAGGUGGGCCAGAGCGAGGGCAGCUACCUGCUGCACCACCUGCCCUGGCUCGUGGGCAGCCUGGGCGUCCUGCUGCUCGACACCAUCAUCUCCAUACAGUUCCUGCUGUACCGGGACGCGGCCACCUCCUCAGAGCGCCAGUCACUCCUCCCCAGCUGACCAGGACCCAGGCCCAGCCCAGGAUGACAGGGACCUCCAGAUGCCACACUCAGGAAGGGAGAAGUCUGGGCAGUGAUGGUGCCCUUGGACUGAGCUGUGGAGGAAGCCGGGGGGCCUAGAAGUCCAGCCCAGCCCCUCCCUGCAACACCUCCGAAAGCUUGGAGCUGCCUCUUCGAGAAGCCCUGACUGAUUGCCUCUUCCUGGAGCAGGACGACCCUCUCUGGGGACUCACCUCUCAGGGUCUGAGCAUCUGUCCCUGGGAGCCUAACGCAGGGGCUGCCGCCAAAACCUCGCCUCUAGGGGGACAGAACGGCUGCCCCUUGGCUCACCUACCUCACUCUGCCCGCUCAGCCCCGGGGAGGGUCCCGCUCCUCCUGGUGCGGCCAGGACUGUCCUAGUAAACGGUACUCCCAGCGCA